AUGACUUCGUCGGAGGCGAAAUCAUCGAAAAGUGUCACUUACACGAUACCGAAAAAAAUGGUGAACGAAAACGUUGUUGUUCGAAAAGCAAGUUUUAAAUGUUCCACGCCGAACAGGGCGGCUUCACAAAGGAUAUCGAGAAAGGUCGUGGUUCCCCUUUCCACGGUUCAAGCUUUAACGUUUAAAUUUAACGAAUUGGCACAAUUGGAAGACGGUACGAAAUCGAAAUUGAGUUCGUCGGCCGUUAAAAAUCUACUGAGCGGAAGUGGAAAAUCGAAUCAUACGAUAAAAGUUGUCAUUUGUAGGAAACCGAGCGGUGCGUCGUCGAAACACAACAGGUCGAGCGAUGAUGUUUUAUUAACCCGUAAAAUAAGUUUUAAAAGAUUUCAAGAGAAAAACACUCGUGCCACGUUCGAAAACGUUCCGUCAUCACGUGUUCGUUCUACGAGCGUACACGAUAAAAUAACAGAAUUCGAAGAUAAAAAAAAAAAGGAAAUAAAUAAUUCGAAACGAGUUUUAAAUGUUAAUAAUAAUAAUAAUAAUAAUACAUCGAGAACUAUGAAAAUGCAAGUGCCAAAAGUUUUAGUCGAUAUAGAUCUCGACGGGGACAACAACAAUUGCGUAGUUAAUCAUAAUAAAAAUAUAAAAAAAAGUGAAAGCGAAGGAAUCCAAAACGCGGAAAUUGUUAAAAAUUCGGAAAAUUCAUUUAGCGUGAGAACUGCCAUUUGUUUAUUCGAAAAAAAUUCUAAAAAUAAUUUUUACUCAGAGAAAAACUACGUUAGUGAAAAACUAAGCCGACCCGCGUCGAAAACGUUCGCCGAUGACGACGAUCAGGGGAAAGAACAAGUUUUCGAAAUCAAAUCCAAACCCGUGGCUGCAAUAAAACCCAUACUCAAAAAACCUGAUUCUAAAACUACGAGAAAAACGAAAUUGUUACCCAACGAUUCGUUAAAUAGAAAAAGAUACGUUCAAAUGAAAAGAGAAUCGGUUGGAAGAGGAGAGGAAAACGAUUUAAAAAUGGACGACGAUGAUGAUGGAGGGGGAGGAGAUCAAUCGAAUUCGGAAAAAGAAAACGACGAAGGAAUCGAAUCGGUGGAUGGAGGUCAUUCGAUCAAUGAUAAAUCCGUCGUCGUUGUGUCGGACGAGGGGAAUAAAAAAUAUACAAACGAUUCAUCUUUGCACAAACAAAUUAGGGGAUCCAAUUUAACGAUGGUAACAACGAGUGAAAUAAAUUUGACGGAAGACGAGGAAAAGCAGGAAAAAAACAAAACGAAAGGAGAAGAUUUUGAAAAUGUUCAUCAACAGAACCGCAUACCUAAUUCAUCUUUUCUAUGGUCUAAAAAAGAUGGCGUUGAAAUCUACGUUGAAAAACCUCAGAUGAUCAAUAGGUUAGAUUUACCGCUUCCGGUUCCGCCGGAAAAUUACGUUCCUACUUUUUUUAACGAAAACGAAUAUGCUUUAUACGAUGAUGUUUUACUACCGAAAAAAACCGACAAGGGAGAAAAAAAAGAAAAAUUUGAAAAAAUAAACGGCGAGGACGAGGACGAGGACGAGAACGACAACGAAUACGAAAACGAAGAAACGUAUGACGAUGUGGGAGAACCGUAUUGGACAAACAACAACAAAAACAAAACAAACAACACGUACGGUAACGAAAAAAUAAUUCAAAAUGAUGUAAUUGAAAAAAAUAAAUUGAACAAAAUGUCGGUUUAUGAUAAUAAUAAUAAGAAAAAUGGCAUGUUGUAUUUGUACGACGAUGGAGAAGGUGAAAAUUAUCAGUACAUAUCGGACAUAAACGAAAUUAUAAAAAAUGAAAAUGAAUUAGAAUUAUAUCAGUACAUAGAAAACAAUAAAGAGGACGGGAAUAUCUACGAGGAUAUACAAUCCAUCAAAAGCACAACAACAACAACAACAACAACGACAACGACAAAGUCGAUUAAUACAAAAGACAAAACUAAAGACAUUUACGAAGAUAUUAAUAAUUGUUAUACGAUUAAUACCGAUAAUAAUGAUGAUUUCAUUAAUAAUUGUUACGAAUCCGUAUACAAUGGUAUAUAUUCAACCAAUCAUAAUAAUAAUAAUGAAAGUCACGAGGGAUACAUAAAAAGCGAUUUAUCGGAUACGAGUAACAAUAGUGGGAAAACCGGGAGCUCAUACGAAAAAAGUAACAGUUUAUAUGGAAUGUCAGGUGGAAAUGCAACAACAGCAGCAGGAGGAGGAGGAGGAGGAAUUAGAACGACGACACCCGAUCAUCGUUUAAGUAUGGGAGAUUUAAACAAUUGCCCGGAAAAUUCCGGAUAUCACAUGACGUUGUUCGGUUCCGCUUGUCCCAACAGCGAAACAAGUCAGAGCAACAGCGACGAAUGGAUCGAAGUCUCCGAAUCCGAAUCCGAAGAAACAUAUUAUCUAAUGCAAGAACGUCCGAGAAAAUGUAAAAUCGGUAAUAAUUCAUGGUAUCAAAAGGAUAGAAAAAAAUGGAAAAAAUUACAAAGGAAAUCAAAUUUUAACCAAGAAAAAUGUUUUGUUUGGUUCCCAUCGAACCAACCAAUAUCCAUUAUUUUCGCAUUAAAUUUAAAAGAAAAAAAAAAAAGUAAAAAACCGCAAAUAUUCGAUCAUUUAUUAAGGGAAUUCGAUUUGAAAAGAAUGAAAACGGACGGUAAUAAGAAAGUGGUAAUUUUAGUGGGAGUAACUCUUUGA
This is a messenger RNA of Pediculus humanus corporis (human body louse), 2697 nucleotides long. Its product is annotated as asparagine-rich protein, putative. The transcript has 8 exons. The record is from RefSeq and is a predicted model, not a curated record. The coding region runs from base 1 to 2697 and encodes 898 amino acids. NCBI's taxonomy places the organism in Eukaryota, Metazoa, Arthropoda, Insecta, Psocodea, Pediculidae.